Messenger RNA from Caenorhabditis remanei, 1317 nucleotides. RefSeq lists its product as uncharacterized. The record is from RefSeq and is a predicted model, not a curated record. Gene Ontology annotation, biological process: positive regulation of kinase activity; multicellular organism development; cell surface receptor protein tyrosine kinase signaling pathway. The transcript has 7 exons. Gene Ontology annotation, molecular function: protein binding; ATP binding; transmembrane receptor protein tyrosine kinase activity. The coding region runs from base 1 to 1317 and encodes 438 amino acids. Lineage: Eukaryota; Metazoa; Nematoda; Chromadorea; Rhabditida; Rhabditidae. Gene Ontology annotation, cellular component: signaling receptor complex.
AUGGAUCAGUUCAAGAAAUGCGUGGUUACUCAUGAUUGGAAUGCUGAAUCUGAUGGUGAACUGGACUUGUCAUGUGGAACAAUCAUUUCUUCCACAGAGAGCCAGUUUGAAAGAUGGUUUCAAGGUGAACUGAAUGGAAAAUUCGGGUUUUUUCCUGCGAACCAUGCCAAAGUUCUUCGUUCUGGAAACGACGAACUGGUAAAGUUCAACGCGGAUGAUUUCAAGUUGCCCGGCGAAAUUUGGACUCUGGAUAACUUGAAAAUUGAUGAAGGAACUACGGCGACUAUAUUCACAGUUGAUGUGAAGCUCAACAAAAUUCUAGAUGAAGGAUUAUUUCCAGUUUUCAAACUAAAGCAAGAAGCUGAAGUGCUGAGCAAACUCUCUCACAAAAACAUCAUUCGAUCAUUUGGAAUCUGUUGCGAAGGUCCCUUCUUUGGCUUGGUUCUUGAAUGUUGUAGAGGAUCUUCAUUAAAAACGAUCUGCCGGAGUUUAACUCCGGACUCAUGGGUCCCAUUGAAUGUUUCAGCCAAUUGGGCAAAACAAAUUGCUGAAGGAAUGGAGUAUCUCUCUUGGAAAGGAUAUAUUCAUCGAGAUUUGAAAGCUCAUGAUGUUUUGGUCAAAGACAAUGUUUGUAUGCGUACUGAUACAAAUUCGAUGAAAUCUAACUUGUGCCAGCAUUGUGGAAAGAAACCAUUGAACCAGCUUCGGUUGAAAAUCAGUGAUUUCGGAGAUUCCAGAAAAGUCUCCCCUGACUCGGAGUAUGAUAUUGCUGGAUCCUAUGCGUGGAUUGCCCCUGAAGCAUUCCGUGAUAAUAUCUGGUCGGAAGCUUCUGAUGUUUGGUCAUAUGGAGUGGUUCUCUGGGAGAUCUUCACAAGAAAACAUCCAUUCAGUGGACAAAACUGGCCAGCAGCAGCGUUUCAGAAUGUUAACGGUCAGAAACUUGCAAUAUACGACACAUUUCCCAUCAAAUGGAAGAAGCUCAUGCUGCCUUGUUGGGAUUUGGAUCCGCAACGUCGACCAAAGUUUUCGGAGCUCGCGACUGGAUUUUGGAACUACGAAGUCGAGUUAAACAUCGUUUAUUCAGUUGGUGUUGAUUUCACAACUCCAACACUUCCAACACCUACAACUGAUUGUUCACUUGACGUAUCGACAACGAAUUCCAAUAGUUGGGAACAUGGAACUGAGCAGCUAGAAGAGAUGUCUUCAACAAUUAAAGGAUCGGGUUCAUCAUGGGUAUACAAUAAUCGGAACACCGACUGUGAUAUGUACGAAUCGGGAAUAAUGAAGAAAACAAAAAUCAAGGAGACAUCGGUGUAA